Molecule: messenger RNA, 1131 nt
Organism: Gregarina niphandrodes
Lineage: Eukaryota; Apicomplexa; Conoidasida; Eugregarinorida; Gregarinidae
Product: protein phosphatase 2C
Exons: 1
Coding region: 1-1131 (376 amino acids)
Biological process (GO): protein dephosphorylation
Molecular function (GO): protein serine/threonine phosphatase activity
Source: RefSeq, a predicted model, not a curated record
AUGGGGAGUGACUGGGUGCCGGCAGGCGAGCGGGGGCUUUGGAAACGCGAAGGGACUCCGUGGCUGUGUUCCCGGGAAGGGCAGCUCUACUUCGAGGCCUUCCUGCCGGGCGUGACCCAGCCAGCCAGUCGCGUGUUGGGCAUGAAGGACUGCGUCUGCCAGACAGAUGAAAAUGAGAUGGAAAAGAACGGGAGCGCGGCGGAGAAGACCUCCAGCCUAGGAGUUGAAGCUGUUUUCGGGACAUCCACGAUGCAGGGAGUUCGGGAGCAGCAGGAAGACCGGUUUGCCGUAUUGGCCGAGAGCUUUCUGCCGUCAGCGGACGUCAGGUCUUCCGCUGUCUUGGUGGCAGACGGCCACGUGGGGGCGACCACGGCCGAAUUCGUGGCAGACCGACUGCCUUUGGAGCUGAAGCGGUGCAUCCAGAAGCUUCUCGCCACGGCCCCCACGGCCACGCCCAAAAAGCGAGCGCUGCAGAUACCGCCGUCCGAUCCGUCGUGCCGGAAGUUGUUCAAAAGCGAGCAUGUGCCGAACGACGCCGACCGGCGCCAGGCGGCCAGUGCUGCGGCCGCGGGCGACCAGCCUGUCAGUGACACUCCGGCUCGAACAGUUCCUGUCGGCGUGUGCAGUUGUGAGUACUCUGGAGAAUACGGUUGCGACGGCGAGAAUUGCAGGCCUGCUGGGCACCCGACAUCAGCUGUGGAUCCGGUUCGAGGUGUGGACCGAGACGGGAGUGAGGACCACCACACUGGAGACGGGGAUAAGGCGGAAGGGGAUAAGGCGGAAGUUGCGCCUGGAGAGAGCGAAAAUCAAAACAUUGGGGGAGCCAGUGGCGAAGUGUUGCGGGACAGUUUGCAGGCCGAUCCGGUAGAAGACCUGUCGUCGAAAUACCUGUCGCCGGCCGCUGACAUUUUCGGCAAGUUGAGGGAGUGUGUAAAAGAUUGCUAUCUCAAGGUAGACUGUGAGUUCCUUCGGCUGUUCCGGACAUCCAGGGCGGGAGCCACUUGUGCCACGGCUGUCAUCCUGGGGGACGUCAUGGCCGUCGCAAACGUGGGCGACACGCGCGUCGUCCUAGUCAAGAAAGAAGGACACGGAAAACUUGUAAGGCUCGUGCACACCAUCGACUCACGCUAA